This is a messenger RNA of Neomonachus schauinslandi (Hawaiian monk seal), 1725 nucleotides long. RefSeq names its product F-box and leucine rich repeat protein 7 (gene FBXL7). Gene Ontology annotation, cellular component: SCF ubiquitin ligase complex. Lineage: Eukaryota; Metazoa; Chordata; Mammalia; Carnivora; Phocidae. The record is from RefSeq and is a predicted model, not a curated record. Bases 243 to 1718 code for a protein of 491 amino acids. The transcript has 4 exons. Gene Ontology annotation, molecular function: protein binding. Gene Ontology annotation, biological process: SCF-dependent proteasomal ubiquitin-dependent protein catabolic process.
CGCGGAUUCUAAGAGCGGCGGUUGCCCCCGGCCCCACCCGGAGCCAUCGGGGGUGCCAGGCGGGGACGGAGCGCCCCCUCCCACCGGAGUGCAGGGGCCGCCCCCGGUCGGAGCCCGGCCCCGGAGCGUGGGGUAUGCGCAGCUAACGGUUCCGUCGGGCGGGCUUUCCUCUGGUGGAGCGCGCAGGCGGUGCGCCCCAGCUAUGGAGUGUCCGGGGAGACGGCGGGCAUGACGGCGGCAGGAUGGGCGCGAACAAUGGCAAACAGUACGGCAGUGAGGGCAAAGGCAGCUCAAGCAUCUCAUCUGACGUGAGUUCAAGUACAGAUCACACGCCGACCCAAGCCCAGAAGAAUGUGGCUACCAGUGAAGACUCCGACCUGAGCAUGCGCACACUGAGCACGCCCAGCCCAGCCCUGAUAUGUCCCCCGAACCUGCCCGGGUUUCAGAAUGGAAGGGGCUCGUCCACCUCCUCAUCGUCCAUCACCGGGGAGACGGUGGCCAUGGUCCACUCCCCGCCCCCGACCCGCCUCACCCACCCGCUCAUCCGGCUGGCCUCCAGACCGCAGAAGGAGCAGGCCAGCAUCGAGCGCCUCCCGGACCAGUCCAUGGUGCAGAUCUUCUCCUUCCUGCCCACCAACCAGCUGUGCCGCUGCGCCCGCGUGUGCCGCCGCUGGUACAACCUGGCCUGGGACCCGCGGCUCUGGAGGACUAUCCGCCUGACGGGCGAGACCAUCAACGUGGACCGCGCCCUCAAGGUGCUGACCCGCAGACUCUGUCAGGACACGCCCAACGUCUGUCUCAUGCUGGAAACCGUAACUGUCAGUGGCUGCAGGCGGCUCACGGACCGAGGGCUUUACACCAUUGCUCAGUGCUGCCCCGAACUGAGGCGACUGGAGGUCUCGGGCUGUUACAAUAUCUCCAACGAGGCGGUCUUCGACGUGGUGUCCCUCUGCCCCAACCUGGAGCACCUGGACGUGUCAGGGUGCUCCAAAGUGACCUGCAUCAGCUUGACCCGGGAGGCCUCCAUUAAACUGUCCCCCUUGCAUGGCAAACAGAUUUCCAUCCGCUACCUGGACAUGACGGACUGCUUCGUGCUGGAGGACGAAGGGCUGCACACGAUCGCGGCGCACUGCACGCAGCUGACCCACCUGUACCUGCGCCGCUGCGUGCGCCUCACCGACGAGGGCCUGCGCUACCUGAUGAUCUACUGCACCUCCAUCAAGGAGCUGAGCGUCAGCGACUGCCGCUUCGUCAGCGACUUCGGCCUGCGGGAGAUCGCCAAGCUGGAGGCGCGCCUGCGGUACCUCAGCAUCGCCCACUGCGGCCGGGUCACCGACGUGGGCAUCCGCUACGUGGCCAAGUACUGCAGCAAGCUGCGCUACCUCAACGCGAGGGGCUGCGAGGGCAUCACGGACCACGGCGUGGAGUACCUCGCCAAGAACUGCACCAAACUCAAGUCCCUGGACAUCGGCAAGUGCCCGCUAGUCUCCGACACGGGCCUCGAGUGCCUGGCCCUGAACUGCUUCAACCUCAAGCGGCUCAGCCUCAAGUCCUGCGAGAGCAUCACGGGCCAGGGCCUGCAGAUCGUGGCGGCCAACUGCUUCGACCUCCAGAUGCUCAACGUGCAGGACUGCGAGGUGUCCGUGGAGGCCCUGCGGUUCGUGAAGCGCCACUGCAAGCGCUGCGUCAUCGAGCACACCAACCCCGCCUUCUUCUGAAGGGGCC